Molecule: messenger RNA, 315 nt
Organism: Thelazia callipaeda (thelaziosis nematode)
Lineage: Eukaryota; Metazoa; Nematoda; Chromadorea; Rhabditida; Thelaziidae
Source: the annotation of a GenBank genome assembly
AUGAAAUGUUACAGUUGCUCAUCUGCAAAUAUACAUAAGGAAUGGCCACAUGAUAGUUUGAACCGUAUAGAGUAUAUUCGACAAUUUCCUCAGUUUGCGAAUGAAUCUUGUAUUACAACGCAUUCAUUUCCAGUGGUACCGUGUGAAGAUAGCGUAUGCGUGAAACUAAGCAUUCUAAAUCCAUUAAUUAGUCGACGUCUACAUCACGAGCGCAAUGUAGCGAUAGUGCGUGAUUGCUGGAGUCGAAUAAUGAAAAAUGACGUGAACGGAAAUGUUUCAAGUGCAGUGUUUCAGAAGAAUCACGUACAGGUAUGA